This is a messenger RNA of Paramacrobiotus metropolitanus, 502 nucleotides long. RefSeq lists its product as uncharacterized. The record is from RefSeq and is a predicted model, not a curated record. Lineage: Eukaryota; Metazoa; Tardigrada; Eutardigrada; Parachela; Macrobiotidae. The coding region runs from base 11 to 364 and encodes 117 amino acids. The transcript has 2 exons.
CAUCAGCAUCAUGUCCGGCCCGUUCCCGUUGGCGCUGCAGGGCGUCGGCUACGUGCUGGUGGCGGCGCAUCUGUGGAAGAAAGGUCAUGUGCACAGUGACCACCACGAGACCAACGAGAAACGCAAACGGCAGGUGACCUUGGCGCGGCUGCUCAUCGUGGCCUACGUGUGGAAUCUGGCGUGCUUUAUGCCGGUGCCGGUAUUUCAUACGGCGUUUCCGCUGUUCUGGAACGGUCACGAGAUUAUACUGUUGUGCUUGCGGACGCUGGAGUUGUGCGGAUCGGCCGGGACACCGGUGAUUUUCUUGUUGCUCGGGACCGAGUACCAAACCGGCUUCAAGGCAAUUUUCUCGAAAUUACACUAAAAACAAUAAUCACCAAAAUGUAUGAUACAUGCGAUCUCAUUUUGAUUUUCCUGAGCAACGAUUUCCAUUUUAAUUUCUAGUCCGACGCUAGAAUUUACUCAAUUCAGAAAUGCUUCAGGUUGCCAGAGGGUUAAUAGA